Messenger RNA from Vespa velutina, 2168 nucleotides. Its product is annotated as circadian clock-controlled protein daywake-like. Lineage: Eukaryota; Metazoa; Arthropoda; Insecta; Hymenoptera; Vespidae. Bases 655 to 1401 code for a protein of 248 amino acids. The record is from RefSeq and is a predicted model, not a curated record. The transcript is spliced from 4 exons.
UAAUAAUAUUCAUAAUUUGAUCAUUAUCUAUGAUUAAUAUAAUAAUAAUGAAAUAAUGUAAAUGACAAAAUAUAAAUUUGUUAAUCGUGACAAUUGAUCGUAAAUGAUUGUAGAAACAAACGGGGGGGGGGGAAAGAAGAAGAAAAAAAGAAAAAGAAGGAAUAACUAACAACAAAAGUCUCGAUUUAAAUAAUUUCAUUAUUUAAAAAUUGGAUGUUGGGAGUCGAGGGAAGGGUGAAGGGAGAGAGGGAAAGAUUAUGUAUUUCAAUUCUGUACCAAGUUGGUUACGGCCCUGACAAAGUUAAAAGAAGCCAUUCUACCGUGAUAAAUUCACUAUUGCGCUGAGUGGGGCGCUAUAUACCCGGAGAAAGUACACUUAGUUUAUAUAUACCCGUGCACAGAGGCCAUCGUACGCAUUUUCAAUAUCGCUCUUGCUAAUUACGAUAGUCGUACACACACACGCACAUACACACAUACACACACACAUAUAUAUAUAAUAUAUACAUAAAUAAAUACGUACAUAAAAGCACACACACAUAUAUAUAUAUAUAGAUUGAUAGGUAGAUACAUAAAUAAUUAGACAGAAACGGUUGAAGAGAUCUAAAUUCAUUGGAUCAAAGAUCUUCAUAGAUAGAUAGAUCUCAACGAGGAAGGAUGACGAUAAUCAUAGGAUUUUUGACAAUUUUCGCAAUCUCAUCGAGGAUCAUACUCGCCGAAUUACCCCCAGGUGUAACAGCUUGUCCACGAACAAGCGAUCUUCCAACUUAUGACAAAUGUGUACUGAAACAAUUGGAAACCAUAACACCUUAUUUGGCAAAGGGUAUACCAUCGUUGAAAUUACCACCAUUGGAUCCGCUACUUUUACCAUCCCUAACAGUCGAUAGAAACUUAGAAGCACUUAAAAUAAAAGCGAACAUGAGUCAGAUACGUGUUUACGGUGCUACAAAUUUCUUAGUCGAGGAACUAAAUGCAAAUCCCAAUGAUCUAACAGUAUCUAUAAAAGUACAAUUACCUCAUGUUCAUGUUAAAGGUGAUUACGAUGUUCAUGGUAGACUUUUAUUGUUACCACUCAACGGUGCUGGCAGUUUCAAAGGAAAUUUCACUAAUACUGAGGCAAAAGUUAAUGCACAAGGGAAAGAAAUUACCGACAAGGAUGGCAUACAGAGGCUAGAGAUCGAUAAAUUAGAUACAAAAAUUCGUGUUGGCAGUGGAAAUAUUAAAUUGAAGGCACCGCCUUCUCAUACUGUAGCUGCUGACGCAGCAGCAACGUUCUUCAAUUCUAAUCCACGAUUAGUUCUUGACAUAGCAAGUCCUAUCAUCGAGGACACAGCUGCAACGAUUAGCAGAGCAUUAGCAGCUCGAGCACUCGGUGUUCUUACGAAAGCUGAACUGGUGCCCUAAUCUUUUAUUUCUUUAUAAUUCUUCUAAUAAGUACGAUUAGAAGAUAUAUAUAUAUAUAUAUAUACAUAUAUCUAUAUAUUUUAUUUUGAUUUUAUUUUCUUUCUCCUUUUUUCUUUUCUUUUUUUUUUUGUUUGUUUGUUUGUUUGUUUGUUUUAUUGUUUCAUCUUUUACGAGUAUUAUAUACCGUUUGUAUCGGCACGUAUCAUUGAAAAACGUGAAGUGUGCUGUCGUUAAUUAAUGAAUUAAAAUUAAUUAGAUGAAUUUGAGAAAAAAGGAUUCUAAUUUGUCUAGAUUUCGUUCAAUUCUCUGGGAAUAGUUCGUCGUACGUAAAGGUUUUCACAAUUUUAUUUGAAACAUUGGUAAAAAGAUCAGCUAACGAUGAUUCCAUCACUGGUUUAAUUUCUUCUAUUAAUAAUGCGCUAUUAGCAUUUAUUAUCUUGUUACUGGCUGGUCCUAAAUCAUAGAAAUAAGAAAGCGUCGAUCAUUCCUUCCUAAUCUUUUAUCCAUUAUAAUAUAAUAAUAAUAAUAAUUAUUAUUAUUAUUAUAUAUAUAUAUAUAAUCUUACCUAGAACUGGAUCGCCAGCAAAUAAAUUGUUUAGAUAAAGAUUAGCACCACCAAUUUGAAUGUUUAAUUUCAUUUUCUCGAAAUGUAAAUAAACUUUAUUGUCUCUAUAAAUUUUCUGUGCUUUCAAGACAAUGUCGGAAUCAUAUCCAGCUGUAAUACAGUAAGAAUAAGAUUACUGUAAGAAUAAUCAAUUGUUUAAAAA